UAAAGCCUGACAAAAAGGAAAGGACGUAGGAUUGGAGAAGAUCGGGGCCGAGUUGGAAACUCGUUAACCUAAUCAAACAAGUUUGACCCCAGAAACGCCUCUAUUUCCCAAAUCCUUUUCUUUAUUAAUCUUCUCUUCACAUGAUCCCGAGCUCCAGAUUAAGAUGACACAACCGUCGGUGAUACUAGCAACCGCCAGCUAUGAUCACACUAUCCGAUUUUGGGAGGCAAAAAGCGGCCGCUGUUACCGUACUAUUCAAUACCCUGACUCGCAAGUUAAUCGGCUUGAAAUAACCCCAGACAAGCGCUACCUGGCUGCAGCUGGUAAUCCUCACAUUCGUUUGUUUGAUAUAAAUUCCGGCAACCCUCAACGUGUAAUGAGCUAUGAUUCGCAUACAAAUAAUGUUAUGGCUGUAGGAUUUCAAUGUGAUGGAAAGUGGAUGUACUCUGGUUCUGAGGAUGGAACGGUAAAAAUUUGGGAUUUAAGGGCUCCAGGUUGCCAAAGGGAAUAUGAAAGUCGUGGUGCUGUUAACACUGUUGUCUUACACCCGAAUCAGACAGAGUUGAUAUCUGGUGACCAAAAUGGAAACAUUCGUGUAUGGGAUUUAACAGCUAAUUCUUGCAGCUGUGAAUUGGUGCCCGAGGUUGAUACAGCUGUGAGGUCUCUUACAGUCAUGUGGGAUGGAAGUCUAGUAGUUGCUGCAAAUAACCAUGGUACCAGUUACGUUUGGCGUCUAUUAAAAGGGAACCAGACUAUGACCAACUUUGAGCCACUUCACAAGCUACAAGCUCAUAAUGGAUAUAUACUCAAAUGUCUCCUUUCUCCUGAGUUCUGUGAGCCCCACAGAUAUUUGGCCACUGCAUCUUCUGACCACACUGUCAAGAUAUGGAAUGUUGAUGGCUUCACAUUGGAGAAAACUUUAAUAGGACAUCAGCGCUGGGUAUGGGACUGUGUUUUCUCAGUGGAUGGUGCCUAUCUCAUAACAGCCUCUUCUGAUACAACAGCCAAGCUAUGGUCAAUGACAAGCGGUGAAGAGAUAAAGACAUAUCAAGGACAUCAUAAAGCAACUGUUUGCUGUGCACUACAUGAUGGAGCAGAGCCUUCUCCGUCUUAAACCUAUAAUCAGGUAUUUUUCUGGGUCCCUGGAAGAAUUUCGAGUUUCGUUAUUAUCCGAUUUGUACAGUAAGUUUAGCAGUAGAACAGUGCUUGGUUUAUACUUCUAAAAAGAGAUGUUUGUAUCCGGCUCCAUCUCAAGAACAAUUGGUAUGCUUAUAUAGGUAUGGUUUGCCUUGGAUCAUUGAAUCUAAUUGUUUGUUUUUAACUU
Messenger RNA from Hibiscus syriacus, 1324 nucleotides. Its product is annotated as target of rapamycin complex subunit LST8-1-like. Gene Ontology annotation, molecular function: protein binding. The transcript is spliced from 11 exons. The record is from RefSeq and is a predicted model, not a curated record. Lineage: Eukaryota; Viridiplantae; Streptophyta; Magnoliopsida; Malvales; Malvaceae. Gene Ontology annotation, cellular component: TORC1 complex; TORC2 complex. Gene Ontology annotation, biological process: TOR signaling; regulation of actin cytoskeleton organization. Bases 164 to 1114 code for a protein of 316 amino acids.